Messenger RNA from Nicrophorus vespilloides, 1310 nucleotides. RefSeq names its product protein AAR2 homolog. The transcript has 3 exons. NCBI's taxonomy places the organism in Eukaryota, Metazoa, Arthropoda, Insecta, Coleoptera, Silphidae. Gene Ontology annotation, biological process: spliceosomal tri-snRNP complex assembly. The record is from RefSeq and is a predicted model, not a curated record. Bases 159 to 1295 code for a protein of 378 amino acids.
CUACAAUUAAUCUUGUAUAUUGAUACAAAUCGUUUUUGUUGAUAUCCAUUAGUUAAAUAAUAGUAUAUUGAUGUACAAGUGAAGACAUUCUUUGUAUAUGUGAACAUAUUGUAUCUAUAACUAAUUUGGUCUUUGUAUUAAAUAAAUAAUUGUGAGAAAUGGAUCAAGACACUGCAAAACGUUUAUUUGCGGAUGGUGGCACUUUUGUGAUGCUGGGGGUGCCAGAGGGUACAGAAUUUGGCAUCGACAUGAAAUCUUGGAACACAGGUGAAAGGUUCAGAGGUAUCAAAAUGAUUCCACCUGGAAUCCACUACAUCUUUUACAGUGCUGUUGGUUCCUAUGGGGAAAUCAGUCCCAGAGUUGGUUUCUUCCACAACUUUCGCAAAUCUGAGCUGCUUGUGAAGAAAUGGGAUAAAGAGAAGGAGGACAUAAGCUCGGAGGAGGUGAGUGAAAGUGAGGUGCUGCAAUUGAGGGACAAUAUUUUAGCACUUGACAAGUUCUUGGGACCAUAUCCAUUUGAUAUCUCAGAGAAAUGGAACAACCUAUCAACUCAUUUAACAGAGACUUUGAUUAAGAAUUUGUCAUCAUCUUCUGGGUAUGUGAGAUCUGCUUUGGAGUUGAUGUCAUGCAAGGAUGAGGAUAGACCUAGGGCUGGGAAAACAGUUGAUGGGGUUGCACCUCAAGCAACAAGGAAACUAAGACCUAGCUUCAGUUACAAUCCUGAGAAUGAUCUUUUACCAGAUUUAAAAGCCAUUGAGGGCACAGCCCUAAGGCUAAAUACAUUUCCAGAGAGGAACUACCCUGAGGGUUCUACAGCUGCUGAAAUAACUAAACACCAUUUGGACAACACAUACGUUUUAGAAGUUUUUUUAAAAAAUUACACAAAUCCAAUUGAUAUCAUUGGUGAACUGGAGUUUGCAUACAUCUGCUUCCUGGUGGGUCACAGUCUUGAAGCGUUCGAGCAUUGGAAGAAGCUGGUCGUCCUGCUGUGCUCCUGCGAAACGGCGAUAAAGAAGUACCGCGCGAUUUACGACGAUUUCAUCACUCUUCUGGAGGAGCAGGUCAGGGAAAUCCCCGAAGAGUUCCUCGCCGAUAUCGUGGCCAACAACAAUUUCGUUUACGUGAAGCUGCGAAACCUAUUCAGGGCAGUAAUGGAAAGCAGCGUCGACGGUAUAUUGAAAACGAAAAUCGAACGAUUCAGGGAUCAGCUUACCGAAGCCUAUUUAUGGGAUUUCACACAUCUGGACGAAGAGGACGAGGAGGAUUUACCUGUAGUUGUGGAUAUGUCUGCGUGAUACCAACAAAAUAUU